Molecule: messenger RNA, 4190 nt
Organism: Salvelinus namaycush (lake trout)
Lineage: Eukaryota; Metazoa; Chordata; Actinopteri; Salmoniformes; Salmonidae
Product: LIM domain only protein 7-like
Exons: 27
Coding region: 145-4080 (1311 amino acids)
Biological process (GO): regulation of signaling; regulation of cell adhesion
Molecular function (GO): protein binding
Source: RefSeq, a predicted model, not a curated record
UGUCAAUAAUGUUUGGUAACAAGUGUCCCCUUGGGAGGCAAUUAACGGGAAUCGUUCACCGGUGAGCAGAGUUUAGACUUUCAAGUUUGGCAGCUGAAGUUUGACGCAGAACGUUCCUUGUCUGUUUGAGGCCUGUGUGGGAAGAUGGAGUGGCGAGAACAGACCAGUGUGACCUGUGAAGAUGCCUUCACCGAGGCUCAACGGUGGAUGGAGGAAGUGACAAACAAAUCAUUCGGGAGCAACAACUUCCGCUCUGCUCUGGAGAAUGGAGUCCUGCUCUGCCAUCUAAUCAACCAGUUGAAACCAGGCCUUGUUAAGAGAAUGAACACACUGCCUACUCCAAUGGCUGGACUGGACAAUGUGAAUGUGUUUCUGAGAGCGUGUGGUACACUGGGUCUACACGAGGCUCAGCUGUUUCACCCUGGAGACCUGCAAGACCUUUCCACACGCGCUACACUCAGGUGUGUAGAGAGCAAAAGGAGGCUGAAAAACGUUCUAAUCACCAUCUACUGGCUGGGUCGGAAGGCUCAGGUGGACCCCUUCUACUCUGGCCCUCAACUCAACCUCAAAGCAUUCGAGGGACUACUGGGCAUCGCUCUGUCCAAGGCUCUAGAAGAAACACCCAGAGGCAGUGUGAAGGACUAUGACUACAGUGACGUGAGCUACCCGGAGAGGGACGAUGAGCUGCUACCUCUAACCCAGUCCCAGCCACCCGGCUACAGCAGACAGGACUCCGUAGAGAGCUUUAACUCGGUCCUGAGCUUUGACUCGGCGGAGUCACGUACCCGCAGCUGUAUCUCUGACUCCAUCCUGAGGGCCGGCAGCGAGGACUCCAGCAGUGACGUGGAGGCAGAGAACUGUUUUAGGAUGAAGGCGGCGGAGGGCAGAGACUCGGGACAGAGGAACUGGGGCAACGUACCUGCACCCCUCCAGAGGAAGAAACGGGAGGACAACCGAAUUAAGGGCUCCAUGCCCAGCCCCCUCACCAGAAACUUGGAGGUAAACCCAGGAUGGAUAUGGAGCAAGUCGUUGAAUGACAUCAGGUGGUUCCCGUCGGCCACGCAAGUGGUGCGCCAGGUUUCUGAGGGUGGCAUGGAGCUAAGCCCCAGCGCCGUGAGCCAGGACCAGCUGCAGAUGGUCAGAGUCCGGGUCCACGAGAGUGAGGCCAAGUGGCACAACGACCUGACCAAGUGGAAGCUCCGGCGUCACAGGUCUAACUGUGACCUGCGGAGGAAGAUGCAGGAGAGAGACAACAUCGUCCUGAUGACCAACGCAGGGGUCGUUACAGGCGGGACAUGCAGGAGCCUACAAGAGGACAGGGAAGAGGAUGAGGAGUCCCUAUGCAGCAGUAGCCACAACAAGGUCUCUCCCUCCACCUCGGCCAAGGAGGGUUCCCUGGAGCUCCGACCCCACACCAGAGCCCCUCUGGCCCUCGGCUCCUCCGUGGAGUCUCCCUACAGCUCCGGAGCCUCGGAACCCUUCACCACCCCCAGCCUGACCCUCCAGGCCCAGGGACCCUCAGCCGGAGCCGUGCCCCAAUCAGAGCCCCUCGUCCUGGGGGAGAGGCGUCACACACCGGUGGAGCCAGACGGAGCUGGAGGUUUAGCCACUUUACCCAACUCUGCCUCUCCCUUCUCCUCCCAGACCCAUGCCCAGACCAUCUCUAGCCCAGCUCUCGUGAUCUCCACUGGACGAGACCAGAACAUCUCCUUGCUCUCAAACGGGAUCCCCACGACCCUCACUGGAUCUGGCUCAUGUCUUACUACCAGUUCUUCUCUAACUACCUCUGACCUGGUGAACGGUACCGGCUCAAACCUAACCAGCGUUACCAGCUCCCACAGCCCCUCUGCCUCCAUGGACAUCCCAGACCAAGCCCUCCUCUCUACUGUAGAGUCCCUGACCUCAGUGGUAGCCCCAGCCCCGGGUCAUGUCUCAGCUCCCCAGCAGCAGGUGCUCCCCCUCUACAGGUACAGCUCCAGGGCUCCAGGAGGAAGAGGAGGGGUUUCUGCUUCUCUCCCCAGGGGAUACCGCCGGUCUGAGGGCUCUUCGUCCUGCCUCUCUGCCGGCUUCACCCCCCGGCCGUUUGGAGCCAAGUCCUCCAGAGUGUCCUCGCUACCCAGGCUCUACAACUUGGAGAACUCUCUACUGAAUGGAAACGGUUCCCUGCUCCCCAGCAAGACUGCUCCCUCACGCCCCCAGAAAAUGGUCACUAUCUCCGAGGUCGCUGUCAGGGCUCAGCCCUGGGCCACAGCCAAUCAGAGCAGUGUGAACCAGGAAGUAAAUGAGGAGGGUGGGAGUCAGACCCAGCCCUCCAUCCUGAAGGCCAGAGGUGGUCCCGGACCUACCACCCACCCCAAACCCAGCCGGAAGGGACCCCCACCCCCUUCUCUCCUGCCCAGCCUCCCUGUCUCAGUCAGACAGAAUGGCUCUGCACAGGUACGGCCCAGUGACAGAGUGUGUCUCACCUUGAAGCUUAACAGUCGACCACACUUUGGUUUCAACACUCACUGGGACUCAACAGGAGCACGAGUCGGAGGCAUCCAACCAGGUAGUCCUGCAGAGUUGUGCCAGCUGCGUGCAGGUGAUGAGAUAGUGUCUGUUGGUGGGCACAGGGUGGCAGAGAUGACCCACAGCCAGUGGAAGGGCACCAUGACCUAUGCCCUGCAGACGGGCAGUCUCACCAUGGACGUACAGCGCCAUGGUGACAACAGUCCAACUGAUACCAGCAGAGAUGCAGCGAUGGUGAAUCUGGCCCAGCUCAACGGACAAGAGGGGGUGACCUCUAUAAGCAUGAAGGGGGCUUUUCGGGACGAUCCUCUGGCUACCAGAAGUAAAGGAGGAUCGGCAUCUGCAAUAUCUGAUCUCCAGGUGCCGUCCCUCAGCACCUCCCCCUCCAGUUGGUCCUGGGACCCCGAGGAAGAGAGGAGGCGGCAGGAGAAGUGGCAGGAGGAGCAGGAGUGUAUCCUACAGGAGAAGUACCGGCAGGACCAGAAGAGGCUGGAUGCUGAGUGGCAGCAGGCCCAGGAGGAGGCAGGGGUGGAGGGAUACAGGCAGGCUGAGGUGACCCCUGAUCCUCUACCGUCCAGAGGCAUCGUGGGAAAUGUAGUCCCUUGUGUCAAAUCAUCCACACCGAACAUGGAGAGCUCAGGAGAGAUGACCGACGGGAUCGCUCGCCUUGCCAGUCCUCAGCCAGUCUUGAGCCAGCCCAUGCCCCCUGUUGCCCGUGUGGCAUCCAAUCAAAAGAAGGAAGACGUUUUCGACGGGGGAAGAAGGGAGGAGCCUCAUCCUCAAGAAGGGAGGAGCCUGGAAGAGGAGACGGAUGGCCUGGCAGAAGGAGAUAACUGGAUGAAAUCCAAGUCCUUCCCGUCGUUGGAGGGUUUCCACAGACAGGAGGUGAAAGGCGGUACCGGGGAGGUCGCUAGGAGGAAGCCUGGUCAGAGCAUGUCGGUAGUAGAGGCUGAGAGGCAACAGAUCCUGGAGGAGAUGAGGAAGAGGACGGCUCUGCUGACCGACAACAGCUGGAUACGACAACGCUCCACCUCUGACAACCAACAACCAACUAACCGGCGAGGGCCAAUGAGGAGGUACGACUCUCUGGACAACCUUCCCUCUUCCUCCCUGCUCUCUAACCCCCAACGCCCCCACUCCUCCCUGGGUUUCUCCGCCCCGUACCACCCCCCCUCCUCCCGGCACAGCAUGGGUGGGGCCCUGGGGGGUUACCUCAACGGGACCCAGAAACACAGCCCUACCUGGCCCCGUCCCUUCAGCACGUCUUCCACCCCACCCAACACCGGAGAGGAACCCGCCACCGGCGAAUCACGACCCGUCUCACAGCAGGACGACCGAGUGCUGACUUCUCGUCAGGUGUGUUCAGUGUGUGUGUGUCCUAUGGGCAGAGGGGCUGCCAUGGUCAUUGAGACCCUGAACCUCUGCUUCCACCUGGCCUGUUUCCAGUGUGUGGACUGCAGGUGCCGACUUGGAGAGUCAGAGGUCAGAGCCCAGAUCAGAAUCAGUAACGGGAAGCCUUACUGUGACCCCUGCUACAUCCGACUCAAGUCCCACCUCGCCACCUCCCUGUGACCAGAAUGCAUUGCAGCAGAUUGAGGAAGAGACGACGACGACAACACCCUCGAACACGACGGUGGACAUCUUGACUAUGACCUCGUGUUGACCGUAUUUAGAGCUGGUUG